CCAUAUCUCAUCAGCGGGGGCGUGGACGACAUCUGCAAUACUACCGAACUACUCUAAAAACCCUAUAUAUCCUCACAAAGUACCACCGACGCCCCCCGCAAGCGUCAUCACGCCUCGAUCAUGGCCGCAAAUGGGGCCCGUAAAGCGCCUCCCUCCGCCUCGCCAAAGUCAGGGCUCCUAGACACAGGCGCAGUUAAAGAUUCUAUGGGCACAGAGAAAAAGAGGAUCACGCUGAAGAUCAAGAGACCUGUUCCCAAAGCUACAAUUGCUGGCAAUUGGAAGGAGAGUGAUGUGAUCAACGCCGAGAAUAAAUCUUCCGCUUUAACUACUUCCCCCGUUGUCAACCCUCUCGACGAGAAGACAAUCGCCGGCUUCCCUUCUGGCCGUCCCCUCGAUGACAAAGUAGAUACGGUACAAUGCAAGCACUGCCGACGACCAGUGCUGCGCGCUUCUUCCGCAACACAUAUCCGUGACUGCCUGAAUAAGAAGCAAGAGAAACUCAAGAAAAAGAAGGAAGCCAAGGAAGCCAAGGACGCAGCUCUACGCAAAGAGAAAGGCGAAGAUGAUGACGGCGGUAUCAGUGCCAGAAAGUCGGCGGUCAAAGGCGCGGUGAUCGAUGGCGAUGGGGCAAAGAAGGGUAAGAAGAGGAAGCUUGAUGUUGAUGCAGAGAAGGCGCCUAAUGCGAAGAAAAAGAAGAAAGAUGAGCCCAAGGCAAAGGGAGCGAAACCCAAGGGACCCGUAGAUGUGGAGAGACAGUGCGGUGUUCCGUUGCCAAACGGUGGCUUCUGCGCGAGGAGUCUGACGUGCAAGAGUCAUUCUAUGGGGUUGAAGAGAGCUGUGCCGGGAAGAAGUCUACCGUACGAUAUGCUGUUGGCGCAGUAUCAGAAGAAGAACCAGGCAAAACAGCAACGUGCAGCUAUCGACGCCAACGCCCCCCUCCCAGAAGACCUCGAGCCGUCCGGCGCUGUCGAUUCCGACGAAGAAAAGGACAGCAUUAUGGCUGCUCUCGCGCGCCAUCAUCCUCGUCCCAUGGCUACAUACACACACAUCUCCCAACGCUCGAAGUACCAAUAUAUUCGCAUGAAAGGAUUGAUACGCUCAGCCCUGGGUGCACCACCCGGUGGUGGUGGGAGUAUCUAUUCGGGUAUGACGCCAGGUGGUGAUGGUAUGAGUACCGGGCGAGGACUGACGCUGGGUAUGAUGGGUGCACCAAUGAGUGCUACGAAUGAGCACUUCCCACAGAGUGCUGGAGGGAUGAGCGGAUUCGGCGCACCGCUUAGCGCUGGGCUGGAUAGUAAUGCGGGGAGCAGGCGGCCGAGCACGAUUGGCAUGUCGGGAGGCCCUCGGCAGAUUCUGCCUGGUCAGUUACCUGGACCCAGUCAGCAGAGGAAGGGAAGCAUGGCGAGUGUCGGCGUUGGUGCCUCUUAGGAGGGGAAAAAGGAUAGUGUAAGACAUCUAGGAAGACGCCCGGAAGAUCCUGGUGACCCUCAACGAGGGCUCUGUGCACAUGACUACUUUAUUCGGCGUUGGUUUUGUAAUAGCCGUUAGCCACGAUCCUGAAUGAUUCUAGGAUGGGGACGGCGGGUUUAGGAUGUGUUAGUGAUACCCAUCUUUAUGUACUGAGAAAUGCUCAGCUUUUUGCUAUUCUUAA
Molecule: messenger RNA, 1651 nt
Organism: Cucurbitaria berberidis CBS 394.84
Lineage: Eukaryota; Fungi; Ascomycota; Dothideomycetes; Pleosporales; Cucurbitariaceae
Product: SCA7-domain-containing protein
Exons: 3
Coding region: 121-1428 (435 amino acids)
Biological process (GO): regulatory ncRNA-mediated heterochromatin formation; regulation of transcription by RNA polymerase II; RITS complex assembly
Cellular component (GO): SAGA complex
Source: RefSeq, a predicted model, not a curated record